AUGUCGAACGGCGCUGUCACGAACGGCUCCUCCGGCCAGACGCACACCGAGUCGCAGCGCUACUUGAGCACGCGGGGCGACGACAGCGGUCUCUCCUUCGAGGAGGUCGUCCUCAAGGGCCUCGCCUCCGACGGCGGUCUGUACAUUCCCCAUGAGAUUCCCGCCGCCGAGCAAUGGGAGUCCUGGAAGGACCUCUCGUUCGUUGAUCUUGCCUUCAACGUCCUGUCGCUCUACAUCUCGCCCUCCGAGAUCCCGGCCGAGGACCUCAAGGACAUCAUCCGCCGCAGCUACGCCACUUUCCGGUCCCCCGACGUCACCCCGCUCAUCCAGCUGCAGGGGAACAUCCACCUGCUAGAGCUCUUCCACGGGCCGACAUUCGCCUUCAAGGAUGUGGCGCUACAGUUCCUCGGCAACCUUUUCGAGUACUUUUUGGUGCGCCGGAACGAGGGCAAGACGGGGCGGGACAGGUAUCACCUCACCGUGGUGGGCGCUACCAGCGGCGACACGGGCUCGGCCGCCAUCUACGGCCUGCGGGGGAAGAAGGAUGUCUCCGUCUUCAUGCUCCAUCCCAAGGGCCGCGUGAGCCCCAUUCAAGAACUCCAGAUGACUACGGUGCUCGACGCCAACGUCCACAACCUCGCCGUGACGGGCAACUUCGACAAUUGCCAGGACAUCGUCAAGGCUCUGUUCGCCGACCCCGACAUCAACUCCAGCCACAAGCUCGGCGCCGUCAACUCGAUCAACUGGGCGCGCAUCCUCGCCCAGACCGUCUACUACUUCUACUCGUACUUCUCGCUCGCCCGCCAACAACCCGACUCGUUCAAGAUCGGCGACAAGGUGCGCUUCGUCGUCCCGACGGGCAACUUCGGCGACAUCUUGGCCGGCUACUUUGCCCACCGCAUGGGCCUGCCCGUCGACAAACUCGUCAUCGCGACCAACGAGAACGACAUCCUCGACCGGUUCUGGAAGACGGGCCGGUACGAGAAGAAGCCCGCGUACGGCGCCGCGGCCGAGGGCGGCCUCCCCGCGGACGGCGUCAAGGCGCACGAGGACGGCGUCAAGGAGACGCUGUCGCCGGCCAUGGACAUCCUCGUGUCCUCCAACUUCGAGCGCUUGCUCUGGUUCCUCGCCUACGAGUUCGCGUCCAGCGCCGGCAUGGACGACGAAUGGAACAAGAAGCAGGCCGGCCAGGAGGUCUCGGCCUGGCUCGCCGACCUCAAGACCAAGGGCGGCUUCGGCCCCGUCUACAAGGACGUGCUCGAGGCCGCCCGCCGCACCUUCGAGAGCGAGCGCGUCAGCGACCAGCAGACCCUCGACACCAUCCGCAGCCUGUACAAGGAGGUCGGCUACGUGCUGGACCCGCACACGGCCGUCGGCGUCGAGGCCGCGAGGCGGUCGGCCGCGCGCGCCCCCGGCGUGCCCACCAUCGCGCUGUCGACCGCGCACCCGGCCAAGUUCGCCGGCGCCGUGACGCUCGCCCUGCGGGACGAGCCCGGCUUCGAGUUCGACGCCAAGGUGCUCCCGCCCGAGUUCGUCGGGCUCGACAAGAAGGAGAAGAGGGUCCGCGACGUGGCCAACGACUGGACCGCCGUGCGGGAGCUGGUCAAGCAGGAGGUCGAGGAGGAGCUGAAGGGGCUGAGGUGA
This is a messenger RNA of Thermothielavioides terrestris NRRL 8126, 1644 nucleotides long. RefSeq lists its product as uncharacterized. The coding region runs from base 1 to 1644 and encodes 547 amino acids. NCBI's taxonomy places the organism in Eukaryota, Fungi, Ascomycota, Sordariomycetes, Sordariales, Chaetomiaceae. The transcript is spliced from 3 exons. Gene Ontology annotation, biological process: L-threonine biosynthetic process. The record is from RefSeq and is a predicted model, not a curated record. Gene Ontology annotation, molecular function: pyridoxal phosphate binding; threonine synthase activity.